AUGACUAUCAUUAUAAUCUCUCUUAGUUACAGCGCUCUGUCUCUGUCUCUUCUACUCCAUUUCCCUUUCCCUCUCUUCUUCCCUCUCUUCUACCCUCUCUCCCUCUCUUCUACCCUCUCUCCCUCUCUUCUACCCUCUCUCCCUCUCUUCUACCCUCUCUCCCUCUCUUCUACCCUCUCUUCCACCCUCUCUUCCUCUCUCCUACCCUCUCUUCCCCUCUCUUCUACCCUCUCUUCUACCCUCUCUCUCCCCUCUCUUUCCCUCCCUCCCACGACCCUCUCUCUCUCUCUCUUCCCCCCCUCUCCUCUCUUUCCAUCCCUCCCACGAGCCUCUCUCUCUUUUCCCUCCCUCCCACGAGCCUCUCUCUCUCUUUCCCUCCCUCCCACGAGCCUCUCUCUCUCUUUCCAUCCCUCCCACGAGCCUCUCUCUCUCUUUUCCCUCCCUCCCACGAGCCUCUCUCUCUCUCUCCCCUCCCUCCCACGAGCCUCUCUCUCUUUCCCUCCCUCCCACGAGCCUCUCUCUCUCUCUCAUACUCCCCUUUUACCUACUUUCUUCCAUUUCACUUCUACUUCUCUCUUACUCUCAUUUCCAGUCUGCAGUUUCUCUCUUUUCUACUUUCCUGUUCUUUCCCUACUACAAUAUUGCUCCAUCAUUCAGUUUCUCUCCCCCUCCCUCACUCCUCCUCUUAACCGAAAAAUACAUUUCUCUCUCUCUUUCCCCUCUCUCUCUCUCUUUCCCCUCUCUCUCUCCCUUCUCUCCCCCCUCUCUCUCUCUUUCUCUCUCUUUCCCUCUCUCUCUCUCUCUUUCCCUCUCUCUCUCUCUUUCCCUCUCUCUCUCUCCCCCCCUCUCUCUCUCUUUCCCCUCUCUCUCUCUCUUCCCCCUUUCUCUCCCUCUCUUUCCCUUUCUUUCUCCCUUUCUCUUUCCCUUUCCCUCUCCUCUCUCCCUCUUUCCCUUUCUCUCUCCCUCUCUUUCCCUUUCUCUCUCCCUCUCUUUUCUCUUUCUUUCUCCCUCUCUUUUCUCUUUCUUUCUCCCUCUUAUUAUUUUAGAAGUUGA
Molecule: messenger RNA, 1053 nt
Organism: Acanthosepion pharaonis
Lineage: Eukaryota; Metazoa; Mollusca; Cephalopoda; Sepiida; Sepiidae
Source: the annotation of a GenBank genome assembly